AACGCAAAUCCGGGAAACAUCCGGAUCCGGAUAGAUCAUGAUGUCGAGGACAACGGUACAAAUACUUUUGGUACUGAUCAUCUUACGAAAGACGUUUUCAUAUAAUUUGGCGCUGACAGAGAAAAUGGCAACGUUUGUUACGUCACCUGUCGUGGAACAACUAGGAGUGGCAAACAUUAGCGGUGGAAUAAAGCAACUGUCAGCUGACAUUGUUCCUUCUUAUUUUGGUUAUAGUUUUAAUAUAAUACAGAAGAGUGAUGGAACAGUCGGAAUGAUGAUAGGGUCACCUAAAAUGAUUAACCCAACAAAUCCAGCAUGGCAAGAUAAGACACUCGGAAUAAGUCAAGAACCAAAAGGAAGUAUUGAAUCAUGCGCAAUAUCUCAUUCCUUAUUUACAACCGGUGAUAUUUCAACAUGUGUGCCGGCUUACCCUAACAAUCCACAAAAUGGAGACAAUUAUGGGUUAGCAUUCCCAGUACGACCAGACGGAAGAAUUAUGACUUGCUCACCUACUCGGAUUCAAAAUUGCGGUGACUUAUUAUAUAGUCCCGGCUUUUGUUAUAAAUCGAGCGACUAUGGAUUGACGUGGGUAGAAGACGAUAACACAAAAGCAAUAAGCUGUCCUAUUUUACACGUUGAAGUCUUGUUUGUACUUGAUGGAUCUGGAUCGGUGGGAACAGAAUUUUCUAAAGUUAAAGAAUGGGUCAAAGAAAUCUCGAAGAAACUUCAACUUGAGGAAGGAAGAGUCACAGUCGGUGUCGUUCAAUAUUCUCACUAUACAAAUGCUUCGGAUAUCGACAACCAGCCGUGGAUUGUCACUCACAUAACAAUCGGACAAUUCAAAUCUUAUGAAACAUUCGCUAACGAAGUAGACAGAAUCAAAUUGCAAGGAUAUACAACUUAUACAGGAGCCACAUUGAAAAAAGUUGUCACGGACUUCAAAAAUACCAAGAACUACAACAAGGCUUCGACCAAACAGGUCAUGGUGUUACUAACUGACGGAAUGGCGAAGGAUACAGAAGAUGUUGCAGUAAAUGCGGAAUUUUUGAGACAGAUGGGAGUAAUACCGUAUGCUGUUGGAGUGGGAAGCAAUGAAACUGUGAACAGAACUGAACUGAGAUUAAUAGCAAACGGUGAUCCGGAGAACGAAACUAGAGUUUUUAUGGCAGCAGACUUUGACGGGCUAACAGCUAUUGCGAAAGAAUUGGAAGCAGCGAUAGGAGGAAUUGUACUUGAAGGUACAUUUGUACUACUGGAACUGGUGGAACAGGCUACAAAAUGGAGUUUGGUCAAUUAGGACUUGCCAGUGCCUAUGGUCGAGGAAGCACUGCAAGAAAUCGAAGAUCUUUUGUAAAAGCUCAUCCGGUAACUUGAGUUUGAUAACAAGUGAGGUCCCCAUCCUCAUACCAGUGAUCGCCAUCACUCGAUGACUGGCUUACCUUGCUGAGCGAAUACACAGACGAUUAUUACUCCUGGUUUGCGAAUUAAAAUCAGUCUGAAAUAUUGAUAGGUUUUUGUACCAGAGGGUUGAUCACGUGACGGCUGGUGGUUCUUUCAUCAUAUGAGACCAUGUAUAUGGUCCGAUUAAAUUGAUCUUAUCUCAUGACAAAAUUCAGCGAAACUUUGUUUUUACUCGUUUACGUUUAGCUUUCUUACCCGAGUUAAAUGUGAAAAAUUCUAUGCAGUACUAUUUAUGAAGCUCUUGUCAUGCGAACACUUCCAGUGUUAAUUGUUUUUCUUAAAACCAGCUUGCAGUCGGAACUAUUGGAUUGUGUUUAUUUUUCCAUGUUGACCUUUUGUGUGGAGAUGUGUGUGUGUGUGUGUUUGUGUGUGAAAACAGUAUGUUUUUAAUUUGUCUGUUGAAUGUUUCGUAUGAAUGUGUCAGUUUCUAUAUGCUCGUAUGUUUGCUUGGAACGACGGCCGCGUUUUUUCACGGAAUUUUAGGACCGGAUACGGGAAGGUCGACAAAGAUGAUUCAACUGCAAAUAAACACCUAUUGGUAAGUGUUGACAUUCCGACAAAACAAAAGGAUUUCCAUUAAAUAUAUUCUAUAAUUUCCACAGGUAUCGGAAAAUGUGUAGAUUUGCGGGAACAUCAACAAAGCCAAGUUAAAUACAGAAAUGAAAGAACAACGGGGUUGGAGACAGCAAAAUAAAUCAUUCCGAAGAGCCGAUUCCAUGACAAAGCAAUAUUCAACUUUCAGGCAUCGUUAGUCAGCGGCAUCACCACGGAAGAAUUUAUAGCACUGAUUGUACUCUACAACGGAUUUUUCUAUCUUUUAAUGCUCUGUGUUUAGCAUGAGGGAAAGAAAUUGAAAAAAUUAAAAAUAAACAAUUAUGACGCUAACCUAUUAUUUCAUCUGUGGAUUCGUUGAAUGCAUUACUACGAAAUAAAGCCCAUAUUUUAGUAUCUCUAUUUUAAUAUGUUUUGCGAGACAUGUAAAAUAUGUCGUUUUUAGUAUUUGAAGUACAAAAUAAUAAUAUUA
Styela clava is the source of this 2485-nucleotide messenger RNA. The record is from RefSeq and is a predicted model, not a curated record. NCBI's taxonomy places the organism in Eukaryota, Metazoa, Chordata, Ascidiacea, Stolidobranchia, Styelidae.